Molecule: messenger RNA, 1218 nt
Organism: Aspergillus steynii IBT 23096
Lineage: Eukaryota; Fungi; Ascomycota; Eurotiomycetes; Eurotiales; Aspergillaceae
Product: pyruvate dehydrogenase (acetyl-transferring) subunit E1 alpha
Exons: 4
Coding region: 1-1218 (405 amino acids)
Biological process (GO): pyruvate decarboxylation to acetyl-CoA
Cellular component (GO): intracellular membrane-bounded organelle
Molecular function (GO): pyruvate dehydrogenase (acetyl-transferring) activity
Source: RefSeq, a predicted model, not a curated record
AUGUUGUUCCGUGCUGCAUGGACCCGUCAGGCCGCGCCUUUGAGGCGUCAGGCUUUUGCCCCCUUUGCUCGUCGCUCCGUCACCACCGACGCCGCUUCGUCGCAUGCUGAAAAUAUUCCGCAGGAGGACGACAAGCCGUUCACCGUCCGUCUCUCCGACGAGAGCUUCGAGACCUAUGAGCUCGACCCUCCCCCGUACACCCUCGAGGUCACCAAGAAGCAGCUGAAGCAGAUGUACUAUGAUAUGGUCUCGACACGGCGCAUGGAGAUGGCUGCCGACCGUCUUUACAAGGAGAAGAAGAUCAGAGGUUUCUGCCACUUGUCGACCGGUCAGGAGGCCGUCGCCACCGGUAUCGAGCAUGCCAUCACUCGCGACGAUAAGAUCAUCACCGCUUACCGUUGCCACGGUUUCGCCUACAUGCGUGGCGGUUCCGUUCGCUCCAUCAUCGGAGAACUCCUGGGUCGCCGUGACGGUAUCGCCUACGGCAAGGGCGGUUCCAUGCACAUGUUCGCCCCCAACUUCUACGGCGGUAACGGUAUCGUCGGUGCUCAGGUCCCUGUCGGUGCCGGUCUGGCUUUCGCCCAGCAGUACAACGAGGAGCCCACCACCAGCAUUGUCCUCUACGGUGACGGUGCUGCCAACCAGGGUCAGGUCUUCGAGGCCUUCAACAUGGCCAAGCUCUGGAAGCUCCCCGUUCUGUUCGGCUGUGAGAACAACAAGUACGGUAUGGGUACCUCCGCUGCCCGUUCCUCCGCCUUGACCGAGUACUACAAGCGUGGUCAGUACAUCCCCGGUAUCAAGGUCAACGGUAUGGAUGUCCUUGCCACCAAGGCCGCCGUCAAGUACGCCAAGGACUACGCCGUCGCCGGCAACGGUCCCCUGGUGUUCGAGUACGUCACCUACCGUUACGGAGGUCACUCCAUGUCCGACCCCGGUACCACCUACCGUAGCCGUGAGGAGAUCCAGCGCAUGCGCAGCACCAACGACCCCAUCGCCGGUCUCAAGCAGAAGAUCCUCGACUGGGGCGUCACGAGCGAGGACGAGCUCAAGAGCCUGGACAAGGCCGCUCGUGCCCACGUCGACGAGGAGGUCGCCAUCGCCGAGGCCAUGCCCGUCCCCGACAACACCUCCCGUAUCCUCUACGAGGACAUCUACGUCCGCGGCAGUGAGCCCCGGUGGAUGCGUGGCCGUACCGUCGACGAGACCUUCUACUACUAG